Molecule: messenger RNA, 1653 nt
Organism: Sclerotinia borealis F-4128
Lineage: Eukaryota; Fungi; Ascomycota; Leotiomycetes; Helotiales; Sclerotiniaceae
Source: the annotation of a GenBank genome assembly
AUGUCAGACCCCCUUCAAUCCCAAUCAAAAACCACCAUUCACGUGAUCGACCACGACCACGACACCGAAAAAGGAUCCCCCCCUCCUCAAUCCAACACCCCUCACAAUGAAAACCACAACCCUCCCCGGCCCCUCCCCGCCGACAAUCUCGCGCGCUCCCUCUCCGCCCGCCAAGUACAAAUGAUAGCCAUCGGCGGCACCAUCGGCACGGGGCUCUUCCUCGGCACCGGAAAAUCGCUCGCAACCGGUGGACCCGCAUCAAUCCUCAUCGCCUACCUAAUCGUCGGAUUCAUCGUCAUGCUCACGAUGCUCUCUCUGGGUGAAAUGGCCGCCUUUGUACCCAUUGCAGGUAGUUUCUGCACGUUCGCUGGCAGAUAUGUGGAUGAUGGACUGGGGUUCGCCCUCACGUGGAAUUAUUGGUUUAAUGAUGCAGUGAGCACGGCGGCGGAUUUGGUGGCGCUGCAGUUGGUGUGGGCGUAUUGGGGAGAUACGGGGUUGCCGGGGUGGGGACUGGCGUUGAUUUUUUGGGUGUUUUUGAUAGGGGCUAAUAUUAUUACGGUUAAGGCGUAUGGGGAGCUGGAGUAUUGGUUGAGUUUGUUGAAAGUUAUUACUAUUACAAUCUUUAUAAUUCUUGGAAUCGUAGUUAACUGUGGAGGGAAUACCUCCCACACAUAUCUUGGAGCGCAUAAUUGGUACAUUGGCGACGCACCAUUCGUUGGGGGUAUCGGUGGCUUCGCAUCAGUUUUCGUAACCGCAUCCUUUGCAUACGGCGGUACAGAGUCCAUCGCCAUAACUGCCGGCGAAACCAAAAACCCUACGAAAAAUCUCCCGCGCGUCGUCAAAAACGUCUUUUGGCGUAUCCUCAUCUUCUACAUCCUCUCCGUUUUCAUCAUCGGUCUCAAUGUCCCAUACGAUUACCCGGGUCUCUCAAGCAAAACCACCACCACCUCCCCUUUCACCAUCGUCUUCCAAAUGGUCGGCGCAAAAGCCGCAGGUUCUUUCAUGAACGCCGUCAUUCUCACCUCUGUCAUCAGCGCAGGUAAUCACGCUCUAUUUGCCGGCACCCGCUUACUCUAUGCUCUCUCGGUCGAUCAACACGCCCCCCAAUUCCUUGGACAAUUAAAUCGAAAUCGCGUUCCUUGGGUUGCAGUGUUAGUUACUAGUGCCAUUAGCGGAUUAUGUUUCGGAGCAAGUUUUAUCGGCGCAGGUCAACUAUGGUCUUGGUUGCAAAAUCUCGUAGGUGUCAGUAAUCAAUUAGCAUGGAUAGCGAUAGGAGUCACCUCGAUACGUUUCCGCGGCGCAUUAGAACAGCAAGGCAAAACCCAUCUUCUCCCCUUUAAGAAUUGGACGUAUCCGUGGGGACCGUGGAUCUGUGUCCUAGCGAAUGUGGUGAUAGUGCUAGUGCAGGGAUGGAGUUCGUUCAGUCCGAGGUUUAGCGCAGUGGACUUUGUGAGCUAUUAUGUGGAAUUGCCGGUUAUGGCGAUCAUGUGGUUGGGCUGGAAGUGGUAUAAGGGGACUAGGGUGGUGGGCUAUGCGGAGAUGGAUUUGGAGACGGAUGUUCAUGUUGUGGGGGGGGAGGAGGAUCGGGAGGAGGGGGAGAGGGAAAAAUCAAAGAGGGGGAGGGUGGAGGCGCUGUUGAGGUGGGUUUUUUAA